Messenger RNA from Diabrotica virgifera virgifera (western corn rootworm), 7218 nucleotides. RefSeq names its product zinc finger protein 227-like. NCBI's taxonomy places the organism in Eukaryota, Metazoa, Arthropoda, Insecta, Coleoptera, Chrysomelidae. Bases 421 to 2190 code for a protein of 589 amino acids. The transcript has 3 exons. The record is from RefSeq and is a predicted model, not a curated record.
GACUUCUGUAUGAGCUUUCGUAACGUUCGGUUGUGUGACAGUUCAGUGUGGAAGUGAUAAUUCAAAAAAAAACGCAGGCGACAAAAACAAAAUAGGAACUACAUAAUAGAGCUACAGAAAAACAAGAAGAAGGACAAGGACCACAUAGGACCAAAAAAAAAAAAAUAGAUCUGAAGUUGACAGGACACCUGGUUGUGCAUUGCCUUGAGCAAGACGCGCAUAACCAAUAACAUGUACUGGGUAAAUGAUUAAAAAAAAAAAUCGAAACCCAAAAAAAAGGAAGAAGAAGAAGAAGAAGUAAAAAUUAAUAAAAAUAAAAAGUAAAAUGUUUGCAUUUGCAUGCAACGAAUAUUCUCUGUUGUUGUUUGUUGUAUUUAUUAUUAUAAUAUUAUAAACUGAAUUUUGUAAAAUUUAGUAGCAAUGAAAGGUAAAGUUGAAAUUAAGAAAGAAUUUGAAGAGUAUUACCAAAAUGCGCUAUCCACAUCAGCAGAUUUGGAAGAUUUGAAAAGUGAACCAGGGGAAGAUUACUCAGGCGAGACAGAUUCUCUUCGAGAGGAGAACAAAAUGGAAAUUAAGAAAACAAUAGAACAUUCAUCUCCCAAAGAAAAAUAUAGCAAUAGAAACACUGAAGAAACAACAUUAAAUAUAAGUCCGAAACAUGCGACAGGCCAAAGAUCCUACAUGUGUCAAAUUUGUUUAAAGCACUUUUCCCGAACAAAUAGUUUAAAAAAACAUUUGAGAUCACAUACGGGAGAAAAACCUUACAGAUGCGAAAUAUGUUUUAAGCAGUUUUCUAAAAGUAGUAAUUUUAAAAUACAUUUGAGAGUGCACACUGGAGAAAAGCCUCACAAGUGUGAAAUUUGUUCAAAGCAGUUUACUCAUAAAUCAUCUUUGAACGCACAUACGAAAGUUCACACUUUGGAAAAACCUUACAAGUGUGAAAUUUGUUUUAAGCAGUUUUCUGAUAGUAGUAAUUUCAAAAUACAUUUGAGAGUGCACACUGGAGAAAAGCCUUACAAGUGUGAAAUUUGUUUAGGGCAGUUUGCUCACAAAUCAUCUUUGGAUGCACAUACUAAAGUUCACACUGGACAAAAACCUUUUAAGUGCGAAAUUUGUUUAAGGGAUUUUACUCACCAUAAAUAUUUGAAUGAACAUAGCAAAGUUCAUUCUUUAGCAAAACCUUACAAGUGCGAAAUUUGUUUUAAGCAGUUUUCUCAUAAUAAUAAUUUCAAAAUACAUUUGAGAGUGCACACUGGGGAAAAGCCUUACAAGUGUGAAAUUUGUUUUAAGCAGUUUUCUAAUAACAGUAAUUUCAAAAAACAUUUGAGAGUGCACACUGGAGAAAAGCCUUACAAGUGUGAAAUUUGUUUAGGGCUGUUUACACACAAUUCAUCUUUGAAUGCACAUACGAAAGUUCACACUUUGGAAAAACCUUACAAGUGUGAAAUUUGUUUUAAGCAGUUUUCUGAUAAUAGUAAUUUCAAAAUACAUUUGAGAGUCCACACUGGAGAAAAGCCUUACAAGUGUGAAAUUUGUUUAGGGCAGUUUGCUCACAAAUCAUCUUUGAAUGCACAUACGAAAGUUCACACUUUGGAAAAACCUUACAAGUGUGAAAUUUGUUUUAAGCAGUUUGCUCACAAAUCAUCUUUGAAUGCACAUACGAAAGUUCACACUUUGGAAAAACCUUACAAGUGUGAAAUUUGUUUUAAGCAGUUUUCUGAUAGUAGCAAUUUCAAAAUACAUUUGAGAGUGCACACUGGACAAAAACCUUUUAAGUGCGAAAUUUGUUUAAGGCAUUUUACUCACCAUACAUCUUUGAAUGAACAUAGCAAAGUUCACACUUUGGAAAAACCUUACAAGUGCGAAAUUUGUUUUAAGCAGUUUUCUCAUAAUAGUAAUUUCAAAAUACAUUUGAGAGUGCACACUGGAGAAAAACCUUACAAGUGUGAAAUUUGUUUAAGGCAGUUUGCUCACAAACCAUCUUUGGAUGCACAUACGAAAGUUCACACUUUGGAAAAACCUUACAAGUGCGACAUUUGUUUUAAGCAGUUUUCUCUGAAAGGUAAUUUGAAAAUACAUUUGAUGAGACACAUGGGAGAGCAACCUCGCAAGUGUGAAAUUUGUUUUAAGCCGUUUUCUCAACUAGGUCAUUUUAAACAACAUAUGAGAUUGCAUACGGCAAGCAUCUAAACAUUCUGUAUAUGUAUUUGGCACUUUUUAGGACUUUUCUAUUGGUUCUUUGCGACACGCAGCCAUAUUUCAACCAACAGGCGGCGAGGUGUCGAACACGUAUAUGGAAUGUUAUUUGGUGCGAAAAUUGUUGUAGUUCAAAUCAAAGACCAUGAGACCAUAAAUUUUCAAGACCCUGUAUAUGGUAAAAUUUUGUAAAUAAAAUAAUUUAGCAUUAAGAAGUGUUUCGCAGAAGAGCGAAUUUUUAUAGUGGCUGAGUUUCUACGAACAAUUGGUUGAUAAACAUUUUAGAAAUUCAAAAGAACGGAUUAAGUGUUUAACAACUUUUAAUUAUCAAGAAUAAUGAACAGUAGGUAUGAUUUACAAAUACAAUGCCGUUUGAAUUUUUUCCUCGAAGUCAUUGGGUAGUAAACAUACUUUUGCUGUUUAAAGGGUUUUUCUAUUUGUAAAUAAAAAGAAGUUUUAAUCUAUCUCCUAGAAACCAAAUUUGUAUAGGUACGAUAUUAUUGUAUUAAGAGAAAGUAAGGGUGGUUGACUGAGAAUGAGUGUGUGUUUGGCUAUGAAAAAACGAUGGGAGGAGGACGAGAGAUUGGAUGUUCAAAUUAUAGGAGAGAAUUAGGAUCAUUGUGUUUUUACUCUCGAGAGCAAGCAGUUUGAAAGCAUUGUGUUUAGUGCAAGUUGUGUUAAGUUGGUGAUAGCAGGAUCGUGGAAGGCGAAACGAGACCAAGUCGAGAAUUCCAAACUUCUUAUGUCCGAAAAGAUUCCAAUUUCUGUAAGUAAAAAUAGAAGUAUUAUAUAAACUUUGCACGAGGUACCAAGUGGAGGAGAACAAUCUUGGGUCCUAUAAUUGCUAUUGUUUUUAAAUCGAAUCGGGGAUUUUGAUUUGUGGAGAGAAUUCGAACGAGUGCUGUUUUAAACAAUUGAAAGGAGAAGCACAGUUUGCAGAAUCAGAGGAGCACGUUGUGGGAGAUCUAGGACAACACAAUCAAGCAGAAUUAACAGGAGUCCGUCGGCAAACGUCGCACAGUGGUGAAUUUCGCCGAAAACGUGGCCAAAAUGUAAAAAUUUAAGUUUAAUGGUAUACCCCGAGAAAUUUUAUAUGAACAUUGCUCUGUAAACUUUUGAGAAUGAUAAACGGCCGUUAAGGGUAGAACAAUACAAGCAGAUCGUGCAUGGGCGCCCAUCUAAAAAUUUUUUAGGGGAAGGGCCAGACGUGAAGAUGUUGCACAUUACAUUUUGUAUACUUUGGAUGACAAUAUAUUAUAGUUUAAAGGAACAGAAAAGCUAGGGGGCCGUGGCUGUGCCCAUGGGUAUGGGCGGCUAUGCGAUCAUAUAUUUAUCUUAGUGUAAAGUUAUGAUUGAACGACUCGGAUCAAAUAAAAAUUAAGUGUGUUAUACAAUAAUAUUGGGGCGUUGUUUGGUUUUCAUUUAGAACUAUAGACGUGUAUUAUUUUUUAAGUUUAGAUGGAGUCUGGAGGUAAGUGGAGUAUUUUAAUAUACUUUUUAGACUUUUUUUUCGUAAAAUAGACUUUAUUUACAACAUAUUUGCACAAUAUUGGCAAUAAUUUUCAAUUUUCAAGUUUUAAAAAGGGGAAAGGAAAAAGUCUAUUUUUCUCAGCAAAGAUAUUUUGCUUAAUAAAUAGUUCAAAAUGUAUAUAAAUAUUCUUAAAAAAAUCAUCUGCAGCCAGGUGCAUCCUUAGCGGAAUUUUUCAUUUUAAAAAAUAUAACAUGCUGGAGAAUUUGUACAUUAAGAGACUUUAAUGUUAUAUGGUCAGUUAUUAAAGUAAGAACAAAAUAUGGCAGCAUCUGAUCCAGUAAAUUUACAGUGUUUUUGCACAAGAGCCGCCGGUUUUUGUUAUUUUUUUGCUUCUUCUUUUUCUUAAUCUGUAAGUUCUUUUACUCAUUAUGUAUAAUCCUAUGUUUUUGCUUCCUUACUUUUAAAUUUUUUAAUAAUUUAGGUCGUGUGAGCCAAAUAUUUUAAUUUUUUAAAAAUGAAAUGCAUAAGCGAAACUUUGUGUUAAGAAGCCACAUAUUGGUAGGUAAUAAUUAUAAUAAAUCGGAUCCAUUUACAAAACAAUUAAUAUGUAUUAAGAGUUGACCUACCUAUUUUUGGCUUCAUAAUAUAAAGUACCUAUCGUUUAUGCAUUUUAUUUAAAAAAAAGGGCAAAUUUUUGGACUCACACGACCAAAAUUAUUAAAAAAUAUAAAAAUAAGAAAGCAAAAAGAUAGACAUAUACAUAAAGGUAAAAGGACUUAAAGAUUAAAAAAAGAAGAAGAAAGCAAAAAAAUAACAAAAAACGGCGGUUCUUGUGUAAGAAAAAACUGUAAAUUUACUGGAUCAGCUGCUUCAUAUUUUGUUCUUACUUUAUUAACUGACCAUAACAUUAAAGUCUAUUAAUGAAAAUUCUCCAGCAUGUUACAGUUUUUUAAAAUGAAGAAUUCCGCUAAGUUUGCAACUUAAUGUUGCAGAUGGUUUCUUGAGGAAUAUUUAUGUACAUAUUGAAUUAUUUAUUAAGCAAAAAAUCUUUGCUGACCAAAGCUGACUUUUUUACUUUUCCCAUUUUAAAACUUGGUAAACAGAAAACGAUUGAACAUUCUUGCCAUCAUUUUGUAAAUAUGUUGUAAAUAAAGUUUAUGUUAUAAAAAAGAAUCUAAAAAGUAUAUUGAAAUACUCCACUUACCUCCAGAAAGAGCAUCCACUAUAAAAUAACAAAAUAAUACACGUCUAUAGUUUUAAACGAAAACCUAACAUUGCCUCAAUUGAAUAACACAAUUUAAUUUUAUUCGGUCCGCUUUUGUUCAAUCCCAACUUUACACUAAUAUAAAUAUGUGAUAUGCUUGUAUUGUUCUACCCUCAACGGCCGUUUAUGAUCCUCAGGAACCUACAGAGCAAGAUUCAUAUAAAAUUUCUCGGUAUAUAUAAACUUAAAUUUUUGCAUUUUGGCCAGGUUUUCGGCAAAAUUCACCACUGUGCGUCGUAGAGAUUGGAUUAAAAGGUACUAUCCGUUGCAAGAUAAUUCGGAUAGAAUUCCCCAGAUUAAGAGACUGGGCCGAUAUCAAGUACAAAACAAUCUGGGGAAUUCCAUCCGUAUUAUCUUGCAACGGAUAGUAAGUCAGAUUAUUUUUGAUAUGAGAGUGUUGUUUUGUAUUACAAACCAUAUUUGUUUUUUGAUAGCCACAUCAAUUUAAUAGUAUUGGCUGUGAGUUUCGACGGUAGCGCUCUCUCGCGGUUUGAAACUUUUCUGAUAAAAUUGGUGUAUGUAAAAUAUACAAAACGAGAAAAAUAUAUAUAUCGUUAUAUUCCUAAUUGAUAUAAGAAAUAAAAGUUUAUAAUUAUAAAUUAUAGUCAAAUUAAAAUAAAGGUUUUCAUUUUUCUCGACCACGGGCAUGUAAAUUUGGAACACCCUGUAUAAAACAAUUCAUGUAUAGGUAGCUUUUAAGAGAGUGAUUCGGAGAAGUGUUUACGAACCGCGGGAACAAUACGAUUCCAGUAAACAAUUAGAGUGAUGUGUACAAAGAAAGUGUUCGCGGAAGGAUUUGUCAUUAACCACCGCUAACUAAUACUCUACUAGUGAAUAAGAUAAUAGGUCAUUAAAUUUGUAAAUGUUGUAUUAAUGUAGAAAGUAAAAUUGAAAUGGGGAAUAUUAUUUUUUCUUGAAAUCCAUUAAGAUAUUUAGAAAAAGGAAAGUUGUGUUGAUAAAUACGGAUAAUUGAAAGUUGCUUGGGAUUGGUUGAUUUUUGAGUGCUGGAAGGGCUAAUUUGGAAGUAGGAGAAUAGAUGAGAGAUGUGUGGAAAACAGUCUAUUUUGUUAUGACAUGAAUGUAUGGUUUAUGUAUUAAAUACCACAUUGAAAAUUGAGGCACACAAUCAUUAUUAAAAAUUUUUCAUCAAAUCUAAAUCAAUUUAUCACUGAUAAAUCCUAAUAGUUCAUUUUAAAUAAAAUAACUUUGGAGACAAAAAGAAAUAAGAUUCCCAUGUUUGUAAAUGUUAUAUUAAAUAAAGAUAGAAAGAUAAGAUAUAAGAAAUAUUAAGCAUUGAAUGCCAUUUAGAUAAAAUAAACGAUUUUAUAAUUUCUAAUUGAAAUUUAUAUAUGUGUAUUAUUUUACUCUCUUUUAUCAAUCCCGAUUAGGAAUCCACUGAGAAAUAUUUUGAAGCUACGAAAGUAAGUAAUUGAUAUUAUAAUUUAGCCCUGAGAUUGACACUAUAUUGGUAUUUGAUCUGUUUGAUUAAUGAGAUAAUCAUUAAUUAAUUAAUUAAAAUAAAUUACAUCUGAGAACAGCAUCAGAUUUCAAAAAUAAGAUCACAACAAUAUUUAUCUAGAAAAGCACAAAUUAUGAACUGAAAUAUUAUUGUAACUUGAUUACUGAACGAAUACACAGAAUUAAUAGUAAAAGUAAUUAUUGUUUUUUAUUUUAUUCAUUAUAAUUUCAAUAUUUAAUAUAUAAAUUCGUGCGACUGGAUGACUGCUUAUGCAAGAGGCCAUUGAAACAAAAGAAGAAGUUAUGUGAAAUUUAGAGGUUACCUCUCUUUUUAUUGGCUGUGAGAUUCGUCGGUAGCGCUCUCUCGCGGUUUGAAACUCGUACUUUUCUGAUAAAAUUGUUCAAAUUCAAUACACAAAACUGCCACUAACAGCGCUGGCGAAAACUGUCAACUCCCCUCUACUCAUCGGCUCACGGCGAAUUGGACAUAAAUUAUUCAUCCAUGAAUUCAUAGAAGGUAUAAAGUGAUUGAUUUAAGUCAGCGGUUUCCAACCUUUUUGUAGCUUGAGGCACACUAACUUAAAAACUGGUUCGGCCACGGCACACAGUAUAAUCACAAUUCGCGGCACACCUACAGGGACUUCAGGGCCGUAGCACACUGGUUGGGUACCUCUGAUUUAAGGAGUUGAAAUUAAAAUUUGUUUUCUUUUUAUAUUAAUAAUUAGAGCAAUCUACAGCUUCAAUUGAAUAAAUUUGGUUCACAAAGGAGAUAAUAGAAUUAAAGGUUCUUUUUUUAUUAGAUAAGAAAUUUUACACAGAAUAAAGUUUA